AUGGCAGGAAAAGUAAAAUGGGUCACUGAUAUUGAGAAGUCCAUGCUAAUCAAUAACUUCUUGAAGAGAGGAUGGGUACAAGUGACACAAAAUGAGGAUUGGAACUUUUCCUAGAUUAGGAUGCAGACCAUCUGGAAUAUGUUCCGUGUGGAAGUUGGCUAUAGGCUCACAGGCCAUCAGAUCGUCAACCAUUUCCUGAACCCCUACGAGCUGACCCUGAAGGACUUGGUGGUGAAGAACAUCAAGAGGUUCAGGAAGGUGCUGGAGAAAGAAGAGAGUCCCCUGGCAGAAAAAAAGGACAAUGGGAAAUAGAUCCACCUGGCCUUCCUUUUGUUCACUUAUAUGCUGCCCGAGCACUAUGCUCUGUUAUCAAAGAAGUUCUGGAAGAGCCAGUCCAGUACCUGGAUCAUGAAGCCAUGCAGCAAGGCACAGGAGAAGGGUAUCUUCAUCAACAAGCUCUCUGACAUCAUGAAGUGGCGGGACAGCAAGAUGUCCUCGCUUGUGUCCCAACCUACCAAGGAAACCUACAUGAUCUCCCUGUACAUUAACAACCUGUUGCUCAACAGGGCAAGGAAAUUUGACCUGUGCCAUCCCUUCUGGUGUUCCGUACCACCACUGCACUAGUACAUGUACAAGCUUGGCUUCUGCCGAUUCUGCAUGGUGUACACCCCAAGGACCAGUGAGCUACACAACAUGUUCCUGCAUUGCACCAGUGUGGCUAUUCAGAAGGACUACAACCACAUUCUGGGCAAGGGGGCUGUGAGCAAUCUGCAUCUGUACCUGGUAAGUACCCACGACAGGGAGGUGACCAGCAAGCUGUCUGACAAGGUCCACUGCACCAUUGUGCAGUCCCUGAAGACUGUGGUGCCAGUGGUGAGCAAUGACAAGCACUGCUUUGAGUGCUAUGGCUAUGACAUCAUCGUCAACGAUGAGCUGAAGCCCUCCGAUGAGGUUAACACAUCCCCAUCUCUUACUUCCAGCACCACCAACGGCCAGAUCCUUAAGUACAACCUGAUUCAUGACACACAUAUUGUGGUCCCCAGUGGUAAAAUCCCAGAUUUCAGAUGGAACAAGCCUCCCUCCUCUCCCCUCUCCCACCACACACAAAAAGAAGUCCUUGGCAACUGUGAGAGUCUAUACAACAAGGGGCUGGCCCAGGGCGAUGGGGCUGACCAUCAGCUGAGAAGUCAUGCAAACCAGUCAGUGGGGCCCAAGGGGAGCCAAUCCAGAGACUCAGGGAGAACUGCCCUCAGUACCUGUAAGUGA
Oryctolagus cuniculus (rabbit) is the source of this 1266-nucleotide messenger RNA. Its product is annotated as polyglutamylase complex subunit TTLL1. Gene Ontology annotation, molecular function: tubulin-glutamic acid ligase activity; tubulin binding. The record is from RefSeq and is a predicted model, not a curated record. Gene Ontology annotation, biological process: microtubule cytoskeleton organization; protein polyglutamylation. Lineage: Eukaryota; Metazoa; Chordata; Mammalia; Lagomorpha; Leporidae. Gene Ontology annotation, cellular component: ciliary basal body.